Diabrotica balteata is the source of this 1557-nucleotide messenger RNA. Lineage: Eukaryota; Metazoa; Arthropoda; Insecta; Coleoptera; Chrysomelidae. The record is from the annotation of a GenBank genome assembly.
ACUGACAUUUUUAUUUCAUAGGUUAGAAUGUAGGCGUAAAUUUAUAUUUUUAAUAAACAAUUUAAUUUAAAUUAAUUUAAAAUGGCUGAAUCUACAAUUCAAGAGGGAUUCCUUUGCCCCAUUUGUCACAAGGAUUUGCGAUCUGCAAAUAAUUUAAUAUCCCAUUUUCAAGAUCUACAUUCAGAAGAGAAAGACCUACUUAGUUCCAUCAAAGGUAUUUAUGGAAAAGUUAAAAAGAAAAUUCUCACUGUAGAUGAUCAAGAUUUUGAACAUUUAAGAAAAGAAAUAUCCCUUCAAGAAAAAUAUUAUCUAGAAUACAGUGAACCUCAAGAUCCUGGACCUACAGUGUCUCAUACAGAUUAUUUUAAAUCCAUAAGAAGGGAUAGGCUAGAUCAUAAGACAGCAGAAACUAAUAAAUUAAUAAUUAGAUUAGAUAGGUUAUUAAGAGUAUAUGCACCCGAUAGAAAACAACAUGAACAAGAGUUAGUGGCUUGGUUAGAUGGUUCAGCAGUUUCUAGAUGUCCAUCUUGUGCAUCUUCCUUUAACAUAACAAGAAGGCAACACCACUGUAGAUUGUGUGGAAGUAUUAUGUGUAAUUCCUGUUCAUAUUUUUUACCAUAUGAUACUGCCCAGACAAUUGUGACACCUCUGAACAGUGGAAAUAGUAAAGAACAGAAUACCAGUAAAGAAUCUGACACAUUAAGGAUAUGUUACCAUUGUUUGGACAUGAUAGAAAGCAGAAGGCGCAUUCAAAUAGAGCAAGUUUUACAACCCAUUAUUUGUCAGUUGUACACACAUUUGCAAAAGAUGAAAAGUCAAAUUGAAACUUCAGUUGAAAUGUAUUUAAAGAUGUACAACUCCAUCAUAUCUGGAGAAACCACUUAUAUUUUACAAGAUCUUCAGGCUCUGAGAACUACAAUUGCAGAUAAAGCCCAAAUGAUCGAUACCCUCAGUAAAAAGAUAGCUUCACUUCCUGUAGAUCCAUCCACACCGAAAGCAGUUCUAUUACAAAAUAACAUUAGAAAAGCUACAUCCAUCUACAUCAAGGAUUAUUUAGUAACUUUGCCUCCACCUCCAACUCCUCAAGAAAUAGAGAAAAUGAAAUAUGAGAGGUCCAAAAAGCCCAUCGACGAAGAUAUUCCAGUGGCAAGCACAAGCAUAAAGAAGGUUACAGUUACAACAGGUUGGUCACCUGCUAAUGUUGCUAACGAUACUACAGUAACAGAAGAAGCUGAUCCUAUUUUAGAACAAAUGAAUAUCGUUAGAAGCUAUAUUAAACAAGCACGAGAAGCGCAGAGAUUCGAAGAAGUAGCAUCUUUAGAGGAAAAUUUGAAUAUGUUAAAGGAAACAUAUAAAAGAAGCAUAAACAAACCAUAAUUAUUUUUUGGUACUCUUUAGUUUUGCAUGAUAUAUAACUCAUAUUAUAGAAAUGUUACUUGAAUGGUAUUUAAAUAAUAUGGAAGGCAAAUCUACAACAUUAUAUCCAGUUUUGAAUUAAAUAUUAAGUUGUUUACAUUCCAAGAUUAAAUAUUCUUUUAAAAUAAAUAUUCGAUUCUC